Lactuca saligna is the source of this 687-nucleotide messenger RNA. The record is from the annotation of a GenBank genome assembly. Lineage: Eukaryota; Viridiplantae; Streptophyta; Magnoliopsida; Asterales; Asteraceae.
AUGGCCAAACACAUAUCAAAGAAGAAGAAGAAAAGUAAGGUGAUCAUUUCCUCUGAGUCUACUGCUGAUGAAAAUGAAACAAUUCCAGAAACACCAGAAGCCGAUCUUCAGAAAUCAGCAUCUGAGGAGUCACGAACUUCUGACAUCUUUGUAAACGUAUCUCAUACGGAUGCAAAUGUCACAAUGGGUGAGGAUGCUUCGCAUACAACAGUCCAAGGUAAAAUUUCGGAUGUUACUCCAGAUAUUAUUGUUUCUUUACCUCCACAACUCACACCUAUCACUCCUACUACAUCCACAAAUGAUUCUCAUACAUUUGCAAACAUAAUCAAACAAUCAAUUAUAUCUCUUUUUUCUUCACAAUCCACUGAUCCACCUACUACAACUUCACCAAUCCAAGAUUCUUCUUUUAUGGAAACUGAACACGAGUCCGAAGGGACCAGUCUAGAAGUAGAUGGUCUGUUAAAGAUGCUUGAAGGGAGGAUUUCUUCAAAGGUUUCUGGAAUGAUAAAGGAUUCCGAGUCUCGUCUCCUGGAGAAAAUUGAUCUUUGUGAUCAUAGUAAUGAGAUGAGGGUCAAUGCUCAGAAAUCUACUUUUGAAGGUGAUAUGAAAGAAUUAAAAUUGGUGACAAAGGAGAGACAUGUUUUAUUUGUUCAAGAUGUGAAGAAAGUCAGAGAAGAUGUGAAUUAG